AGCAGUCUCUCCCGGAACAGGGCUCUGUGCUGCCUUUGUUUCAUCUGAUCUCCUAGCUGAAUAAGAGAUGGUCAUUUAUCCUCAGUGCUCCCGGUUCCUGCUGGAUUUCUAUUUCUGAGAGAGAAACUGACCAGGAGAAGGAAAAAGGUGGAAGCUGAUUUUGGACAGUGUUGUUCAGUGUGUGUUUACAGGCAGGACUGACUUACUCAGCAAAUCCUGCUCUGAUGAGCUCCAGCCAAUGAAGUGCUUAUAUCCCGGCUUGCUUGGGGGCUUCUGAGUUUGAGCUGCAUGCAGAAAUGUAAGCAGCUCUUCCUGGUGCUGAUGGCAAAAUGGGGUCCACGGCCAGUUCUUCCUCAGGCUUCCUGGCUUUGCAGAUCUGGGAGAGAUCCUACAUAAACCUAUCGGUGAUGUAGCCUGCCUGGAAAGCCAAAAGAAUCCUCAUGGAUUCAGGAAACUGGUUUUUGAUUUAGAAUUAUUUUUUUUUUCUGGAAGAUGAAAUGCUUUUCUCGUUACCUGCCUUACAUCUUCCGACCUCCGAACACCAUCCUCUCUUCCAGCUGCCACACAGAAGCUGACAUUAUCUCUACGGUAGAAUUCAACCACACGGGAGAAUUACUAGCGACAGGGGACAAGGGGGGUCGGGUUGUAAUAUUUCAACGAGAGCAGGAGAGUAAAAAUCAGCUUCAUCGAAGGGGUGAAUACAAUGUUUACAGCACAUUCCAGAGCCAUGAGCCCGAGUUCGAUUACCUGAAGAGUUUGGAGAUUGAAGAAAAGAUUAAUAAGAUCAGAUGGCUUCCACAGCAGAAUGCAGCCUACUUUCUCCUUUCUACUAAUGAUAAAACUGUGAAGCUCUGGAAAGUCAGUGAGAGAGAUAAGAGACCAGAAGGCUACAAUCUGAAAGAUGAAGAUGGCCGGCUCCGGGAUCCUGCCACCAUCACAACGCUACGGGUUCCUGUGCUGAGACCCAUGGACCUGAUGGUGGAGGCCACACCCAGAAGAGUAUUUGCCAAUGCACACACGUAUCACAUCAACUCCAUAUCAGUCAACAGUGAUUAUGAGACCUACAUGUCAGCAGAUGACCUAAGGAUAAACUUAUGGAACUUUGAAAUAACCAAUCAAAGUUUUAAUAUCGUGGACAUCAAGCCAGCCAACAUGGAGGAGCUCACGGAGGUCAUUACGGCAGCAGAAUUCCACCCACUCCACUGCAACACCUUUGUAUACAGCAGCAGUAAAGGGACAAUCCGACUGUGUGACAUGAGGGCAUCAGCCCUUUGUGACAGGCACACGAAAUUUUUUGAGGAGCCAGAAGAUCCAAGCAACAGGUCAUUUUUUUCUGAAAUCAUCUCUUCAAUUUCUGAUGUGAAGUUCAGUCAUAGUGGAAGGUAUAUUAUGACCAGGGAUUAUCUGACCGUCAAAGUCUGGGACCUCAACAUGGAAAAUCGGCCCAUUGAGACUUACCAGGUUCAUGACUACCUCCGUAGCAAGUUGUGUUCUCUCUAUGAAAAUGAUUGCAUCUUUGAUAAAUUUGAGUGUGUGUGGAAUGGGUCAGACAGCGUCAUCAUGACUGGGUCCUACAACAACUUCUUCAGGAUGUUUGACCGAAAUACCAAGCGUGAUGUCACCCUGGAGGCUUCCAGGGAAAACAGCAAGCCCAGAGCCAUCUUAAAACCCCGCAAAGUAUGCGUAGGUGGCAAACGGAGAAAAGAUGAGAUCAGCGUGGACAGUCUGGACUUUAGCAAAAAGAUCUUACAUACAGCUUGGCAUCCUUCAGAAAAUAUUAUAGCAGUGGCGGCUACAAAUAACCUAUAUAUAUUCCAGGAUAAGGUUAACUAGGAGGACAAGUUAUACUUAAUAAGCUCACAUACUGAAUACUAGUCAAACAAGUUUUUAAAUGUUUCUUUGGGUUUUCAUUUUAUUCAUUGACUUUAAUUUUCCUAUGCAGGAAACAAUUGGAAUAGAAGAAAAACAGUCCAAAGGCCCCCAGCUCCCCCAAUUUUAAGAAACUGUGUUGGCAAAUCCAACAAAUAGAUUCAGAAUACUUUUGUUUAGAAUCGAGAGCUGCCAGGUAACCAGGACCCUUUCAUAGUUGACUUGAAUUUCUGAUGCUUUUAUUACCCAGUUCUCUCUGGUGAGUCCAGUGUUUUGUUUCUAGGUGUCUGCUGAGGUGAAAUGAGAUUGUCUGUAGUAUUUAAGGGGGGAGGGGGAAGAUAAGAUUUUUUUUUAAUUAAACAAUUCCAUUUGAUUGAAAAAUAAACACUGUUUACUCUACUUUUGGAUAAAAAUCUGUUUGCUUCCUAGAAAACCAGACUUGCUUUUCCCCUUCAUUUUAAAAAAAUUCUCUAUGUUGUUGCUGUUUCAAAUAAUUUUUUACCUCUUUUGAGGCUGUAAAGGCAGAAAUCCAGGGCCAAGGUUAGAGCCUGGUUAAAAGUUGUACGCGUACCACAGCUUGCUACAUUUCUCUGUUACAACCCCAGGCAGAGAAUUUGGCUCUAGACACACUUCUGUGUUUGAAUGAAUUUGUAGAAGACUUUUAAUCAGAGCUUCUAAAGUCUGCCAUCACAAAUGUAGAUGGGCCUGGACUCCAAUCUCUAUUUUCUUUCAUUUUACUUUUCUCUUUGUUUGCUUUAAGUAUUUAUUUAAUUCAUGUACAUAUUCAUUAAUUUGAUGAAAACCUAAAGACAGAAGAAGUUGUUACUUAUAUUUUGACAUUCCAAAUGAGGGAGUGCCCUUACCAGAGUCUCCCAAGUUGGAGACUGGCAUCCAGGAAUCUUUCUCAUCCCUUUUCUCCCCACUCCUCCCCCGCCAGAUAUUAUAGCCAACAAGGUAACAAAGCAAAUGCCAUUUUCUGAAAGUUAAUUGCAAGUUGCAACGCUCCCAAAAGCUCACCCUUUUCAUUUCCAAGGUGAAAACCCAUGAGGUUGGGUGACUUCUCCUGGUGUGAAAAUUGUACGCGGAAGGGAAGGUCUGUGAAAUUCACUAGAGCCCGCUGAGGCUCAGUCUAAUCCUUUAACGCUUCCUCCCCGGUUGGGGUUUCUGACUGGUGACACUUCCUGAGAAAUGUCAAUGAUAUCCCCCUAACGUACCUCAGGGAGUAAGACUCAAUGAAUGCAAAGGAUUUCUGGCUUCUGGGAGAGUUCCCACAAACAAACCAGGGCCUGGAUUUCACAUCAUAGUAGCUGCAAUUUCUGCUCAGGUGCUGGCCACUCACUCAACCUUUCAUAGCCCGUCUAACCUGCCACCUGCGGAAAGGAAGGUGGCUCAGGACAGAAUUCACGGGCAGCCGUCUUUAAAGACAGGGUUUCCUUGGUUUGUGGCUUUAUGUAGAGCCAGAAAAAAUCACAACUUUCAGGGUUGACGUUGGAGGGAGUGUUGCCAGGGCUGGGGAAGAAGGGGAAACGGCAGAAGUGCAUCCUAUUUUCCCAGUGUGUUUUUUGUUUUCCCUUGUACCAAAAGCCUGUUCUGUAUCACCCCAAGUAAAAUUCUCUCAGUUAUC
Molecule: messenger RNA, 3493 nt
Organism: Phascolarctos cinereus (koala)
Lineage: Eukaryota; Metazoa; Chordata; Mammalia; Diprotodontia; Phascolarctidae
Gene: PPP2R2B
Product: protein phosphatase 2 regulatory subunit Bbeta
Cellular component (GO): protein phosphatase type 2A complex
Molecular function (GO): protein binding; protein phosphatase regulator activity
Source: RefSeq, a predicted model, not a curated record